AUGAACAUCCCACCUUUGGUCAGGCAGUUGACGGUAGCGGGUUCCUGUCAUUUAGCAGCUUUAACAGCAGGCGGAGUGGUAUCGUACCCGGGGGUACUGCUACAACAGCUACGAUCCAAUGAUACUAUAAUACACCUAGAUUUGGAUAAUGGAUCGUGGAUUGGCUCAGUGCACGGCCUAGCAGGGAUACCAAGCUUCCUAAUGCCAUUUCUCAUGCAGUACCAAGGACGAAAAUUCACAUUCAUACUCAGCUGCAUAUUAAUAAAUAUAGGAUGGGCCUUCACAUAUGCUGCAAAUAAUCUUUUAACUUUAAUCAUAGGAGAAUGCUUCCAUGGUCUUGGAGGGCACAGUUUACUGACAGUCAGCUUCUUAAGCAUGUCCGAAAUGAUACAACCGAAAUAUCGAAACAUUUGUUUAUUAUUCUACGGCACAACUCAAGCUUUUGGAAUGUCGUUUGUCGGGAUUAUAGGAAGAUAUUUGCAUUGGAAAACUGCUGGUGCUGUUAUGAGCUGUCCAAUUAUGCUAGCCUUGAUUUUAGGGAUGUUUUGGCCUGAAUCCCCGUCCUGGUUGGCUUUUAAAGGGAGAUUUGAGGAGUGUGAAGUAGUUUUUAAAAGUCUAAGAGGUACUGAUAAGGAAUCUAUGAGGGAAUUGAACGCUCUAAUCCACGCUCAGAAGGAGAAUUUCGAUUUAAGACCUAAAGGAGAAUGGUUUAAGAAUCUUCGACAUACUUUAGUCAGUAAGGACUUUUACAAACCAUCGUUUCACACAUUUAUUUUACUUAGUAUAUUUUACUGGACGGGCGGGGCCGCUGUGAUAAUAUAUUCAAGCGAUAUUACACUCAAACUCACUAGCAAUAAGAACGAGCAUAUAAAAUUUAUCAUUGACGUCACAUUCUUUAUAGGAUACACUGUGACGACGAUUCUAACAAGAUUUUUUAGCAGUAAGAAGAUUUUGUUAUUUAGUAUGUCAGGGAGUUUUAUUUGUAUGACUUUGAUGACCGUAGCAGCGUAUUUGCAAAGCGUAGAUAUAGUAUCAAAGGACUCAAUGUUGGGUGCUUAUUUCAUAGUGUGUUAUAUGGUCGUUUUUAGUAUCGGUUCAAACGGCGUAGGGUUUACAAUAGCUACAGAAUUGAUGCCAGUUAAACACAGGGGAAUCGGAGGUUGCAUAUUUGUACUAUGCACCUGUAUUUUUCACUCGUCCUCGCUGAAAUCCUUCCCAUAUUUGUGUGUUUAUAUGAAGUUGUGGGGAGCGUUUUUGUUAUAUGCCAUUUAUAUUGUGAUAUCUGGAGUUUUUGUGUAUGCGUGUGUCCCCGAUACAAGGAACAGGACGUUGCAAGAAAUCGAAGAGUUUUAUCAAAAUGGUUGUUAUAGAGAGAAAAGGUUGGUUUGUGCAGAUUUGACCGCUCGUCAAAGAUUUUUAAAGGAUAAUGGAUUGUAG
This is a messenger RNA of Spodoptera littoralis (African cotton leafworm), 1437 nucleotides long. NCBI's taxonomy places the organism in Eukaryota, Metazoa, Arthropoda, Insecta, Lepidoptera, Noctuidae. The record is from the annotation of a GenBank genome assembly.